This is a messenger RNA of Sus scrofa (pig), 2861 nucleotides long. Lineage: Eukaryota; Metazoa; Chordata; Mammalia; Artiodactyla; Suidae. The record is from RefSeq and is a predicted model, not a curated record.
GUGAUGGGCAGAAGCCUGAGAUGAGCCUUAAUCAUCUCUGCCCUGUGUACGUUCUUCCCCUCGUGUAGGCAGGAGCUAUGACUUGCUUCUCACCCACAGAAGGUGGCAAAGGUGAAGGGACUUUGCAGCAGUAAUCAAGAUCCCUAAACAGCUGGCUUUGAUCGAAAGAGACAUUAACCCGGGUGGGCCUGAUCUAAUCAGUUAGGCUUUAAAAGGAGUCUAGAGGCGUUCCUGCUGUAGCACAAUGGGAUCGGCAGCACCUUGGGAGAGCUGGCACGCAGGUUUUAUCCCUGGCCCAGCACAGCGGGUUGAGGAUCCAGCGUUGCCACAGCUGUGGCUUAGGUCGUCAUUGUGGCUCAGUUCUGACCUCUGCCUGGAAACUCCCCAUGCCACGGGGCGGCCAAAAAAGGAAAAAUAAUUUUUAAAAAGAGGUCUAGAGAUCCGAGACUCAGUGAAGUAGAGACGCUUUCUCCGUCACGGGUCUUAGAGAAGCAAACAACAUAAAUUCUACAACUGCAAGGACAUGAAUGCUGCCAACCCACGAGGGAGCUUAGAAGCUGAUUCUUCCCCAGUCAAGCCUCUGGAUAAGAUGCAGUUCAGCCAACACCUUGAUCUCAGCCUUGUGAGACCCGGAGCAGAGGACCCAGCUGGGCCAUGCCGGGACUUCUGCCCCCAAGAAAACUAUGAGAGCUUAGGCGUCAGUUGCCAAAACGUGGGGACAUUUCCUGUGGCCGUCGCAACACUGAGAAGUUGUGUUAAAGGAGACUGGGCCCCAUUCGGAGCUCCAGGCCGGGGGCAGCUCUGCCGCGCGGGAGACACCUGCUCGCCCUCUCCCACCUCCAGGCAGCGCUCAGCGCCUCCUGGGUUUCACCCCACCAUGUCCCUGGCUGAGGCCAUCAGACUCUGGAAUGAAGGGGUGCUAGCAGCCGACAAGAAGGACUGGAAGGGAGCCCUGGACGCCUUCUCUGCGGUCCAGGACCCCCACUCCAGGAUCUGCUUCAACAUCGGCUGCAUACACACCAUCCUGGGAAACAUGCCUGAGGCCGAGAAGGCCUUCACCAAAAGCAUUAACCAAGACAAGCACUUGGCCGUGGCCUACUUCCAGCGAGGGAUGCUGCACUACCAGAUGGAGAAAUACGAUUCUGCCAUUAAAGACCUUAAAGAGGCCUUGACUCAGCUUCGAGGGAACCAGCUGAUCGACUACAAGAUCCUGGGGCUCCAGUUCAAGCUGUUUGCCUGUGAGGUGUUAUAUAAUAUUGCUUUCAUGUUCGCCAAGAAGGAGGAAUGGAAAAAGGCCGAAGAACAUUUAGUGUUGGCUGUGAGCAUGAAGUCUGAGCCGAGACAUUCCAAAAUUGACAAAGCCAUGGAAAGCGUUUGGAAACAGAAGCUGUAUGAGCCGGUGGUGAUCCCUGUCGGCAGGCUGUUUCGGCCGAAUGAGAGGCAAGUGGCUCAGCUGGCCAAGAAGGAUUACCUAGGCAAGGCCACGGUCGUGGCGUCUGUGGUGGAUCAAGACAGCUUCUCGGGCUUUGCCCCGCUGCAGCCGCAGGCAGCUGAGCCUCCACCCAGGCCCAAAACCCCAGAGAUCUUCAGGGCUCUGGAAGGAGAAGCCCACCGCGUGCUGUUUGGGUUUAUGCCUGAGACACCAGAGGAGCUCCAGGUCAUGCCAGGGAACAUUGUCUUUGUCCUGAAGAAGUGCAACGAUAACUGGGCUACGGUCAUGUUCAACGGGAAGAAGGGGCUUGUUCCCUGCAACUACCUUGAACCAGUUGAACUUCGGAUCCAUUCUCAGCAACAGCCCCAGGAGGAUGCCGCCCCAGAAUCGGAUAUCCCAGCUCCUCCCAGUUCCAGUGCUCCUGGAAGGCCCCAGUCAUCAGCAGGUCAGAAAGAACAAGGAGAGGCCAAGGAAGUCAGGCUCAGUGUUCCCAUGUCCUACACACUCAAAGUGCACUACAAGUACACGGUGGUCAUGGAGACUCAGCCCGGGUACCCCUACAGCCAGGUCCGGGACAUGGUGGCCAAGAAGCUGGCGCUCCUGCCCGAACACACUAAGCUGAGCUAUCGGCCUCGGGACAGCAAUGAACUGGUGCCCCUUACAGAAGAGAGCAUGAAGGAUGCCUGGAACCAAGUGAAGAACUACUGCCUGACUCUGUGGUGUGAGAACACAGUGGGUGAUGAGGGUUUUCCAGAUGAACCCAAGGAAAGUGAAAAAUCUGAUGCUAAUAGCCAGACCACAGAACCUCACCUAAAGGAAGGGAGCCAAGUGGUAGCACUCUUCAGUUAUGAGGCUACCCAACCCGAAGACCUGGACUUUCUGGAAGGGGACAUCAUCCUGGUGAUAUCAACAGUGAAUGAAGAAUGGCUGGAAGGGGAGUGCAAAGGGAAGAUUGGCAUCUUCCCCAAAGCUUUUGUUGAAGAACGCGCAACCACAGAUUUGGAAAGCACUCCUGGAGUCUAGGAUGGUUCACAACAUACAAAGUUGAAGGAAAGGUAGCACUAUUAGUUAUGAUUUAAUCCUGUAAAUCAUUUGCAGGAUUUAGCACGCCUCUGCAGUACUGUACAGAGACAUAAAUGGUUUGCAAAUGUUAACGUAUCUACUCUCCCCAGUGAAAACUUAACCUAUUAGACAAGGAUGUGAGAAUUUAUGAUGACUUCCCUGGGGCUAGGGAGGGGGGUGGUGGUUGGAAGUGUCCAGAAGGGCACCGGGGGUCUUCCAGGAGGCCAAUAAUCUGUUUCUUGCUCUGAGUGCUGGCUGCCCAGAUGUGUUCAGUUCAUGAAGAUUCACCGAGUUGUACACUUAUUGGUACACUUCUCUGUACAUAUGACGCCUCAAUAAAAAACAAAAUAAGAGUGUAUGCCACUAA